Molecule: messenger RNA, 779 nt
Organism: Uloborus diversus
Lineage: Eukaryota; Metazoa; Arthropoda; Arachnida; Araneae; Uloboridae
Product: astacin-like metalloprotease toxin 5
Exons: 6
Coding region: 10-753 (247 amino acids)
Biological process (GO): proteolysis
Molecular function (GO): metalloendopeptidase activity; zinc ion binding
Source: RefSeq, a predicted model, not a curated record
AAACAUCGGAUGGGUUGGCAGCAUUUUCACUCAAAAAUGCAGGUCUUCGUAGUCUUCGCUUUCCUCCCACUAGUAUGGGGAAAUCCAGAGAAUCUGAACCCUAUGAGGAACAAGGGAAUGUUCGAAGGUGAUAUCGCUGGUAUUGAUCCGUUUGCUGACAGAAAUGCUAUACCUAGAGAUUCACAAAGGUGGCCAGGCGGUGUUGUUCCGUACAUCAUCGAUUCAUCUGUUUAUUAUGACAAGUUCUUGGAGCCAAUAAAGAAAGCAAUGGCACACAUUUCCGAAAAAACCUGCAUUACAUUUGUGGAAAGAACUCAUCAGAAAGACUACGUUCGAAUAUUUAAAGGAAGUGGUUGCUGGUCUUACUGGGGUCGACUAGGCAUUGGAGAGCAGAAGUUAUCCCUGAAAGACGGAUGCGAGCCUUUUGGAACGGUGGUCCACGAACUGAUGCAUGCUAUUGGUUUCGAACACGAACACAGCCGAUCGGACAGAGACGAUUACUUGAACAUUCAUUGGGAAAAUAUUCCAGAUAAUGAAAAGCACAAUUUUAAGAAGUUCUUGCCCCACGAAAACAGACUGCUAACCACCUUCGACUACGACUCCAUUAUGUUGUAUGGAGACACAGGAUACGAGCCCCAUUACGACUUGUUAUCAAUGACUGCUAAAGAUGGGCGUAAGCUGAUCGAAGUAUACGACAAACCUGGAAUGUCCCCUAUUGAUGUCAAACGAGUUAAAAUGUUGUAUUGCUCAUAAUAUUAAUAAAAUUUGUUAUUUUGUUA